Aplysia californica (California sea hare) is the source of this 1284-nucleotide messenger RNA. RefSeq names its product iron-sulfur protein NUBPL. Gene Ontology annotation, cellular component: mitochondrion. Gene Ontology annotation, biological process: iron-sulfur cluster assembly; mitochondrial respiratory chain complex I assembly. The transcript is spliced from 10 exons. The record is from RefSeq and is a predicted model, not a curated record. Bases 172 to 1212 code for a protein of 346 amino acids. NCBI's taxonomy places the organism in Eukaryota, Metazoa, Mollusca, Gastropoda, Aplysiida, Aplysiidae. Gene Ontology annotation, molecular function: ATP-dependent FeS chaperone activity; ATP binding; 4 iron, 4 sulfur cluster binding.
CUGAAUUGAUCAAAGUUGUAAACAAAUGAGGUUGCAUGCAACCUUCUGCAGCGAAAUCUCAUUCCUGGUUGAUGUAUUUUUAAGCCUCGUAAUUUGUACAUACUGUUGCUAUUGUCUUCAAACGAAUUGUAUGGGCGUAAUAUCACGUAGAAUACAUAUAACAGUUCCAUAAUGGCACUUAAUAUACAGAAAAGAGCGUUUGAGAGAAUGUUCUGUCGGUAUGGAUCACGACUUGGCAAUAUUUUCACAAAUACAACAGACUCAACAGUAACAGAGAGGACCCCGCUGUCAUCUGGAACAAACCCUUGGAAACGAAUGGCUUGUCAAUCUUUCAGCUCACAUUCUGACCCAUUAGGCGUAGAGGGAAGAAUCAACCGAUCCUCUGAGAGUCAACGACAAAGACAAGCAAAGGGUUUGCCGAAAAGGUUGCCAAUACCGGGAGUGGACCAUGUUAUUGCAGUUGCCUCUGGCAAAGGUGGUGUAGGAAAAUCAACUACUGCUGUUAAUUUGGCAGUUGCCUUGUCUCAAGCUCAGCAAGGUAUCAAAGUUGGGAUUCUGGAUGCGGACAUAUAUGGACCUUCAAUUCCAACCCUUAUGAAUCUGUCUGGCCAGCCAGAAUUGAACCAUCAAAAACUCAUGAUACCUUUGGUCAACUAUGGAAUAAAGUGCAUGUCCAUGGGUUUUCUUGUGGAUGAGAAAGCGGCUAUCGUAUGGAGAGGACUUAUGGUCAUGUCAGCGGUACAGAAGCUGUUAAGAGAGGUGCUCUGGGGUCCCCUGGAUUACCUCAUUGUGGACAUGCCACCUGGCACAGGUGACGUCCAGCUGUCCAUCUCUCAGAAUAUUCCUGUCUCAGGUUCAGUCAUCGUCACCACUCCGCAAGAUCUGGCUUUGAUGGAUGCUCAUCGCGCUGUUACCAUGUUCUCUCAAGUGGGCAUUCCCAAUCUGGGAGUCAUUGAAAACAUGAGUGUGUUUGUCUGCCCGUCUUGUGGACACCACGAACACAUAUUUGGUCAGCACGGUGCUCAAAACUUGACCGCUGAGACUGGAACAGAGAUUUUAGGUGAAGUGCCCCUAACACGCUCGAUUCGAGAACUUUCAGACUCAGGGCAGCCCCUCGUGAUUGCUGAACCAGACAGUCUAGAGAGCAAAGUUUACAAAUCUAUUGCUGCUAAAGUAAUAUCAAAGCUGACAAUUGAAGAAUCUGCCUCAUGACCUUCACCAUCAGUAGCUGUACAUUAUGUUUUUCAACCUGUGAUUAAAUAGAUACCCAAGUGACCCAUCUUA